GCUGCGCCGCGUGGUCGUGUAAAAAAAGGCGAAGUUUACAGUGCGGUGGUUGUUCGUACGGCUAAAGGGGUUCGUCGUCCAGAUGGCUCUUUGGUUAAGUUCGAUAGCAAUGCUGCGGUACUAUUGAAUAACAAGCUAGAACCGAUUGGUACCCGUAUAUUUGGCCCAGUAACACGUGAAUUACGUACUGAAAAAUUCAUGAAAAUCGUUUCAUUAGCACCAGAAGUUCUCAGUGGACGCAUAGGAAGAAUUAUGGCGCGCUUAAAAGAUUUUUAUAAAGACUCUGUUGUUAAGUCUAUGACUGAGCAAUUUGGUUACACUUCGGUAAUGCAAGUGCCUCGCAUAGAUAAGAUUACUCUAAAUAUGGGAGUUGGUGAGGCGGUUGCAGAUAAAAAGGUGAUGGAACACGCUGUUGGCGAUAUGGAAAAAAUUGCUGGUCAAAAAGCAAUUGUAACUAAAGCUAAAAAAUCAGUGGCAGCAUUUAAGAUUCGUGAUGACUAUCCUGUAGGUUGUAAAGUAACUUUACGCCGCGAACGCAUGUAUGAGUUCUUGGAUCGUUUGGUGACGGUGGCUAUUCCACGUAUUCGUGACUUUCGCGGUAUUUCUGCGAAAUCAUUUGAUGGUCGUGGUAACUACAACAUGGGUAUUAAAGAACAAAUUAUUUUCCCCGAAAUUGAAUACGAUAAAAUCGAUGCAAUUCGCGGAAUGAAUAUCACUAUUACAACUACUGCGAAAACGGAUGAAGAGGCAAAAGCUUUGCUUGCUGCGUUUAGUUUUCCUUUCAGAGUUAUGGCUAAAACCUGUAUGACAGAGCGCGAAAUCAAACGUCGCGCAACUGUAGAAAAAUUUGCGGCAAAACGGGCUGCAUUGCAAGCAGCUAUGAAUGAUAUGGGCGCGACGGCUGAAAGCCGUUAUGAAGCGCGCAUGAAGUUUCAGGCGUUGCCACGCAACUCAAGCCCUGUGCGUUUACGUAACCGUUGUGCUUUAACUGGCCGUCCGCGUGGCGUAUUUAGUAAAUUUGGUAUUGGGCGUAGUAAAUUACGAGACUUGAUGAUGAGUGGCCAAGUGCCAGGUAUCACCAAGGCUAGC
Messenger RNA from Darwinula stevensoni, 1089 nucleotides. Lineage: Eukaryota; Metazoa; Arthropoda; Ostracoda; Podocopida; Darwinulidae. The record is from the annotation of a GenBank genome assembly.